This is a messenger RNA of Talaromyces proteolyticus, 1539 nucleotides long. RefSeq names its product general substrate transporter. Lineage: Eukaryota; Fungi; Ascomycota; Eurotiomycetes; Eurotiales; Trichocomaceae. Gene Ontology annotation, biological process: carbohydrate transport; transmembrane transport. The transcript has 9 exons. Gene Ontology annotation, molecular function: carbohydrate:proton symporter activity. The record is from RefSeq and is a predicted model, not a curated record. Gene Ontology annotation, cellular component: membrane. Bases 1 to 1539 code for a protein of 512 amino acids.
AUGGGACAAAUCAUACUAGCCCUCUGUUUGGGCAGUCUGACGUAUGGCUACAUUCUAGCCGUCAUCACCAAUACACUGGGACAGCCUGGAUUCUAUACUUAUUUUGAUCUUACUACGGAUACAACAGAUUCCGAGAAAUAUGCCUAUACGAACCGAAUUAUCGGUGCUAUCAAUGGUAUCUUCUCUGCUGGUGGCGUAUUCGGCGCUAUAUUCUCUGCCUGGAUGAGCGAGGUACAUGGUCGAAAGAGAACUUUGAGCAUAACUGCCAUCAUUACGUUGAUUGGCGGUGCCUUGCAGACAGGGUCUGUUCAUGUUGGAAUGUUCCUUGUAGGACGCUUUGUAUCUGGAUUCGGAGCUGGCAUGUUAAUCACUGUUGUACCUGUCUUCCAAUCUGAGGUCGCACCGCCAGAGAGCAGAGGAAUGCUGGUCUCAUUGAAUGGUGUUCUCAUCGUGGUUGCCUAUAGUCUGGCUGCAUGGAUUGGCGUGGCCUGCUACUUCUCAGCAAAUCUUGCGUUUCAAUGGCGAUUCCCGCUUGCCGUGCAAAUUCUUUGGCCAUUACUUCUUUUAGCUACCUUGCCGAUUGUUCCAGAGUCUCCUCGCUGGUUACUUGCCAAUGGAAAUACUGAAGCUGCCUGGAAAGUCCUCUCCAAAUUGCAUCACGGCCACCAUGAAGGAUUCGCUCGAGCCGAGUUCGAGCAGAUGCUACAGCAGAUCAGCGCCGACAAAGCCGUAGCGGAGAACGAGACUUUAUGGGAUUUGUUCCGCAAGCCAAGCUACCGCAAACGAUGUAUCUGUGCAUUCCUUGUCAUGUAUGCAGGCCAAGCAUCGGGGAAUCUCGUCAUUGCCAGGCAUCGGGAAAUUAAUAAGUAUUCAGACUACAGUGUUAUAAUAUACCAAGAUCUUGGGCAGACCGGCGUCAUCCCACUCAUUCUCGCAGCCGUGUACUGCUCUGUAUCGGUGUUCUUGAACUAUUUAUGUGCACUUCUCAUUGAUCGUAUAGGCCGAGUGAAUCUUUUUAAUCAGAAACCCUCGGAUUGGCUGACAGUAGAGUCUGCUCUACUUGCUGAAUAUAUUGGAGCAUCAAAUCCCGGGGGCUUGAAGGCAGCAACAUUUUUCAUAUUUUUCUUCAUUGUCUGGUACGGUGGCUGCAUCGACGCUAACACAUAUGUCUACUGCGCCGAGAUAUUUCCAACCCAUAUUCGUCCGCGCGGAAUGGCACUAUCUAUGGUGACAUUGUAUGUGACAUCAACACCGUUCCUCGAAGGCGCACCUACAGCAUUUGCGACAAUUGGAUGGAAGUAUUACCUUGUAUUCAUUGUGCUGACUGCUAUUAAUAUCCCCAUUAUGUACUUCUACCUCCCUGAAACCAAAGGCAUCACACUUGAGGAAAUCAGUGGAAAGUUCGGGGAUGAUGUCGUGAUACAUCUAAAUGAGAGUGAAGGAAAGGUGGAAGUGGUGGAGACUGAGAAUGUAGAUAAGGAGGCUGGUCGUUACGAAGUCAGAAACAGAGAAUUUUCUGGAAAAAAUGUAUCAGUCUAA